GGCCCGCCGCGGGUUAAGCGCCGCCCGCGCCCAGAAGGCUGCGCCCCGAGCCGAGCUCGCAUUCGGAUCCGCUAGAGCAGGAAGAUGGCGACAGACGGCGCGAGCUGCGAGCCCGACUUCUCCCGCGCCCCGGAGGACGCGGCGGGGGCCACGGCGGAGCCGGCGAAAAAAGAGUUUGACGUGGACACCCUCAGUAAAUCAGAGCUUCGGAUGCUCCUCAGUGUGAUGGAAGGGGAGCUGGAAGCCAGAGACCUAGUCAUUGAGGCCCUUCGGGCUCGCAGGAAGGAGGUGUUUAUCCAGGAACGGUAUGGGAGAUUUAAUUUAAAUGACCCAUUCUUGGCACUGCAGAGAGACUAUGAAGCAGGUGCCAGCGAUAAAGAGAAGAAGCCAGUUUGCACCAACCCCCUUUCCAUCCUUGAAGCAGUCAUGGCCCACUGCAGAAAAAUGCAAGAAAGGAUGUCCACACAGCUGGCUGCUGCUGAGAGCCGACAAAAGAAGCUGGAGAUGGAAAAGCUUCAGCUCCAAGCCCUGGAGCAGGAACACAAAAAGCUGACCGCCCGCCUAGAGGAGGAGCGCAGCAAGAACAAGCACGUGGUCCUGAUGCUGGUCAAGGAAUGCAAACAGCUCUCGGGCAAAGUCAUAGAAGAGGCCCAGAAGCUCGAAGAAGUAAUGGCCAAACUCGAAGAGGAAAAGAAGAAGACCAGUGCAUUAGAAGAGGAACUCUCUGCCGAGAAGCAAAGAAGCACAGACAUGGAAGCUCAGAUGGAGAAACAACUCUCUGAGUUUGACACCGAACGGGAACAGCUUCGUGCCAAGCUGCACCGAGAAGAAGCACAUACCACUGACCUCAAAGAGGAGAUAGACAAGAUGAAGAAAAUGAUUGAGCAACUGAAAAGAGGAAAUGACAGCAAACCAAGCCUGUCUCUCCCCCGGAAGACAAAAGAUAGGCGUUUGGUCUCCAUAUCAGUGGGAACAGAAGGACCUAUGACCAAGUCUGUUGCUUGCCAGACAGACCUAGUGAUAGAAAGCACUGACCCUGGGAAGAAGUCGCCUUUGACGGUGCCUCUAAAGCCUUCCACAGGCAGCCCCCUAGUUCCUACAAAUGCAAAAGGGAACGUGUGCCCCAAUGCCACAUUGGUGAGACCAGGUAUUGACAGGCAGGCUUCCCACAGUGACUUGACGGGCUCUACCCCGCCCGCCGUUCCACCUCCAAGUGCACACAAAGUUGAGGAAAACGGACCGAGCCCUGGCUCAACAGCAGAUGUAACAAGCAGCACACCACCCCUUCCUAGUAACGCCGCCCCUCCUGCCACGCAAACGCCAGGCACAGCUCCCCAGACCUACUCACAAGCUCCACCUGUGCACAGUUUACAAUCACCGUGUGCCAAUGCAGCUCUGCAUCCAGGUCUAAACCCACGCAUCCAAGCAGCAAGAUUUAGGUUUCAGGGCAAUGCUAAUAAUGACCCAGACCAAAAUGGAAAUACCACCCAAAGUCCUCCAUCAAGAGAUGUCUCCCCUACAAGUCGUGACAACCUAGUGGCCAAACAACUAGCUCGGAAUACCGUGACCCAAGCACUGUCAAGAUUUACAGGCCCUCAAGCAGGAGCAUCCCCAAGGCCUGGAGCGUCCCCCACGGGGGACGUUGGCCCCUACCCUCCUGUGGGUCGGACCAGUUUAAAGACUCCUGGUGUAACACGAGUUGACAGAGGAAACCCGCCUCCUAUCCCUCCAAAAAAGCCAGGGCUCUCCCAAACUCCUUCUCCCCCACACCCCCAACUCAAAGUUAUUAUGGAUAGCAGCAGGGCCUCCAGCGCAGGGGCCAAAGUUGAUAACAAAACUGUAGCUUCGCCUCCUUCCAAUUUGCCACAAGGGAACAGGGUAAUAAAUGAGGAGAAUCUCCCUAAAUCAUCUUCCCCUCAGCUGCCACCAAAACCAUCCAUAGAUUUAACUGUGGCACCUGCAGGCUGUGCCGUUUCAGCCCUGGCCACGUCUCAGGUGGGUGCCUGGCCUGCUGAAACCCCUGGACUGAACCAAUCUGCAUGUUCAGAAAGUUCCCUUGUCAUUCCCACCGCCAUUGCCUUUUGCUCUUCCAUAAGUCCUGUUAGUGCCUCAUCCUGUAGAACAGGUGCCUCAGACAGCCUCCUGGUAACAGCAUCAGGCUGGUCACCCUCCCUAACCCCUUUGCUAAUGAGUGGUGGUCCUGCCCCCCUGGCUGGCAGGCCCACCCUUCUUCAGCAAGCUGCUGCCCAGGGAAAUGUCACUUUAUUAUCAAUGCUGCUUAAUGAAGAAGGACUGGACAUUAAUUACUCCUGUGAAGAUGGCCAUUCUGCCUUGUAUUCUGCUGCUAAGAAUGGACAUACAGACUGUGUGAGAUUGCUGCUGAACGCAGAAGCCCAAGUCAAUGCUGCUGAUAAAAAUGGCUUCACGCCCUUGUGUGCUGCAGCUGCUCAGGGACAUUUCAAGUGUGUAGAAUUAUUAAUUGCAUUUGACGCUAACAUUAAUCAUGCUGCUGAUGGAGGACAGACACCUCUAUACCUGGCCUGUAAAAAUGGAAAUAAAGAAUGCAUUAAAAUCUUGCUAGAAUCUGGAACUGACCGAAGUGUAAAAACCAGAGAUGGCUGGACACCAGUUCAUGCAGCUGUGGACACUGGCAAUGUGGAGAGUCUCAAGCUUCUUCUAUACCAUAGAGCACCAGCUCGUGCAAACCCUUUGAAUGCAGGGGAACUCGAGCCAGGCGUCUUUGACUUGGAUCAAGAAGAGAGUUCUGAAAUCACGUCUGAGCCUGUCAUUCCCGCAGACCUCAUUAACCACGCCAAUAGAGAGGGCUGGACUGCUGCCCACAUUGCUGCUUCAAAAGGCUUUAAGGACUGCCUAGAAAUCUUGUGUAGGCACGGAGGGCUGGAGCCGGAGAAAAGAGAUAAGUGCCAUCGGACUGCUCAUGAUGUGGCGACUGAUGACUGCAAGCAUUUGCUGGAGAACCUACAUGCUCUUAAAGUACCCUUAAGGAUUUCAGUGGAUGAGAUUCAACCAGGCCAUUAUGGGUCUGAUGACUUUGAAUGCGAAAACACAAUAUGCGUUUUAAAUAUCCGCAAACAGACAUCAUGGGAUGAUUUUUCAAAAGCAGUGAGUCAAGCUCUGACAAAUCACUUCCAAGCAAUCUCUUCUGAUGGAUGGUGGCGUCUGGAAGACGUGACGUUUAAUAACACCACUGACUCCAGCAUCGGCCUCAGUGCAAGCAGCGUGCGAUCCAUCACGCUAGGAAAUGUGCCAUGGUCAGUAGGUCAAAGCUUCACCCUAUCCCCGUGGGACUUUAUGAGGAAAAAUAAAGCAGAGCACGUCACUGUGUUUUUGUCAGGACCUCAAGAAGGCUGCCUCAGUAGCGUGACUUAUGCAUCGAUGAUCCCUCUUCAGAUGCUGCAGAACUACCUCAGGCUGGUUGAACAAUAUCAUAAUGUCAUUUUCCAUGGCCCAGAAGGAAGCCUGCAAGACUACAUAGCACAUCAGCUUGCACACUGCAUGAAGCACAGACAGAUGGCUGCAGGGUUCCCCUGUGAGAUAGUGAGAGCCGAAGUGGAUGCUGCUUUCUCCAAGGAACAGCUAGUAGACUUGUUCAUCACUAGCGCCUGUCUGAUCCCAGUGAAACAGUCUCCUGUCAACAAGAAAAUCAUCGUCAUCUUAGAGAAUUUGGAAAAAUCUUCAUUGUCUGAGUUACUGGGAGACUUUCUGGCACCUCUGGAAAAUCGCAGCACUGAGAGCCCCUAUAUUUUUCAAAAAGGAAAUGGAGCAUCCGAAUGUUAUUACUUUCACGAGAACUGCUUUCUGAUGGGAACCAUCGCCAAGGCCUGUCUGCAGGGCUCCGACCUGCUGGUGCAGCAGCAUUUCCGCUGGGUCCAGCUGCGCUGGGACGGCGAGCCCAUGCGCGGACUGCUGCAGCGUUUCCUACGGAGGCAGGUCGUGAAUAAGCUGAGAGGUCAGCUGCCUUCUCCCUGCGACCCUGUGUGCCAGACAGUCGACUGGGCCCUGGCCGUCUGGCACCAGCUCAAUGCCUGCCUGGCCCGCUUGGGCACACCUGAAGCACUGCUCGGGCCAAAGUAUUUCCUGUCCUGUCCUGUUGUCCCAGGCCACGCCCAUGCAACUGUGAAGUGGAUGUCUCAGCUGUGGAAUGCGGUCAUUGCACCCCGAGUUCAAGAAGCAAUAUUGUCAAGAGCCUCUGUGAAAAGACAGUCUGGCUUCGCGCAAACAGUUGUUAAAAAACACCCUAGCCAAGGACAGCAGGCUGUGGUGAAAGCUGCGCUCAGCAUCUUGCUUAAUAAAGCUGUUCUGCAUGACUGUCCCCUCCAGAGAGCAGAACUAGACCAGCAUACAGUUGAGUUCAAAGGAGGAAGUUUCCCUCUGUCCAUAGUUUCAAGUUACAACAGCUGUAGCAAGAAGAAAGCAGACCCUGGUGCCUGGAGGAAGGUGAGCACCAGUCCUCGCAAGAAGUCUGGCCGUUUCUCUUCCCCUAUCUGGAUCAAGCCGGACCUGAGCCAGGAAGGUAUGAAAAAUAAGACCAUACCACAAUCGAACUGUAACAAGAAUACCUCUCUGUCAAAACAAAAAUCUUUAGAGACCGACCUAUCACUGAGCUUGAAUUUGGAUCAGAGAUUCUCUCUGGGUUCGGAUGAUGAAACAGACCUUGUCAAGGAACUUCAGAGUAUGUGCUCCAGCAAAUCUGAAUCUGAUAUAAGCAAGAUUGCUGAUUCCAGGGAUGAUUUAAGAAGGUUUGACAGUUCAGGAAACAACCCUGCAUUUUCAGCAACUGUUAAUAAUUCAAGAAUGCCAGUGUCACAAAAAGAGGUGAGUCCUCUCAGCAGCCAACAAACUACCAACGAGUGCAGCAACAAUAAAUCAAAGACUGAGUUGGGUAUUUCAAGAGUUAAAUCUUUUCUUCCUGUUCCUAGAAGUAAAGUCAUCCAGUGUUCCCAGAACACCAAAAGAAGCAGCAGCAGCAGUAAUACAAGGCAAAUCGAAUUAAACAACAACUCAAAAGAAGAGAUUUGGAACUUACGCAAAAAUGAAGUAGAAAAACCUCACAAAUAGGCCUGCCUACAAUAUUCUCAUUCUUAACAAGUUCUGUAUAUUUCACACAAAAACCAACAAGAUGUACAUACCUUGAAACAAAUUGUUUUCACUGUAUUAUAAAGUAUGAGUGCGGGACCACUAUUCAAUUUUUUGUAAAGAAUGUAUUUAUAAACCAACAUUUUGUUGCUUUUUUUCCAAUUCUGUAGGAUUGAAUUUCAAAAUCAAGAAGUUAUGCUUACUUUUCAAGUAGUUUUAUAAUAGAAAACUUGUAAUAGUUUUAAUCAACAUGUUCAGGGGUAUUAAAACAAUUGUGUGUACUGUAUAUCUAUAGCUAUAUAUGUACAUAUGUAUAUUUAAAGUCCAUGAAUCAAACUGCAUUAUGUUACAAAAUCUGUACAACAUUGGCUAAAAUAUGUACCAUUUUAAAUUGAAAUCAUAAUUUUAUGUUCACAUGAAUAACUAGAAUGGGGCAAUAACAAGUCACUUCUAAAUAGUUACCUUAGUUUCCAUAAAAGCCAUAUUAAGUAUUUUGCCUGUUAAAUUCUAGUUUUUACAUUUUAAAAUCUUUUAAUGUUUAACAUUGCUAAUUGGUUGCGUCACAUUUAUUUAUGCUUAUGAAUUUGCAUUAUGAGUUGUAAAAUAUGAAAUUAUAUAAUGCAAUAAAAGUGUUUAUCUUUCUUACAAAAGUUUUGUACCUAAGUGGCUAUAAAAAAUAACUGCAUAUAUGCUUCAAUAAAUUCAUUAAUGCCUUCCAUUUAAGUCUAGUAGCACAACUAAUAAAAUUGGUAACAGAAGUGUUUCUAAAAUUAAUGAAAUUACUUAUACAACUCAAAUAAGAUGCUUUCACACCAAAUAAAAUACUGAAUUAAUGAAAA
Talpa occidentalis (Iberian mole) is the source of this 5936-nucleotide messenger RNA. RefSeq names its product cortactin binding protein 2 (gene CTTNBP2). The transcript has 23 exons. Bases 85 to 5079 code for a protein of 1664 amino acids. Gene Ontology annotation, molecular function: protein binding. Lineage: Eukaryota; Metazoa; Chordata; Mammalia; Eulipotyphla; Talpidae. Gene Ontology annotation, biological process: regulation of synapse organization. Gene Ontology annotation, cellular component: glutamatergic synapse. The record is from RefSeq and is a predicted model, not a curated record.